This is a messenger RNA of Vicia faba (fava bean), 720 nucleotides long. NCBI's taxonomy places the organism in Eukaryota, Viridiplantae, Streptophyta, Magnoliopsida, Fabales, Fabaceae. The record is from the annotation of a GenBank genome assembly.
AUGCCAUAUUAUAUACAAAGAUUGUAUAGGCUAUGCAACACGUCUUUUUCACCCAAUGGACCCGUGUCUGAAGAAGCCAUUUCAAAAGUUCGCGAGAAGUUAGAAAAAAUGAAGCCAUCAGAUGUAGGUCUUGAGCAAGAGGCACAAGUGGUUCGCAAUUGGAACGGUCAAAUGCCUGAGACCAAUGGGAACCAUCAACCACCGCCGAUCAAAUACUUACAUUUACAUGAAUGUGACAGCUUCUCUAUUGGAAUUUUUUGCAUGCCCCCUUCAUCUGUCAUUCCUCUCCACAAUCAUCCUGGAAUGACGGUCCUAAGCAAGCUCAUAUAUGGUACGGUGCAUGUUAAAUCCUAUGACUGGAUCGAUUUCCCUGGCCCAGCUGAUCCAACUGAAGCUAGAGCUGCAAAGCUUGUGAAAGAUAAAGACAUGACAGCACCGACUUUAACAACAGUUCUUUAUCCUACCGUCGGAGGAAACAUUCAUUGUUUCAAGGCCAUCACUCCUUGCGCAAUCUUCGACAUAUUAUCUCCACCUUAUUCUCCAGAACAUGAACGACACUGCUCUUACUUCCAACAAUCCCAAAGGAAUAAUCUUCCAGGUAAUGUUGAGGUUGAUGGAGUUACAUUUUCUGAUGUGACAUGGCUUGAAGAGUUUCAACCUUCUGAGGAGUUUGCAAUAAGAAGAGGACUAUACAAGGGUCCAGUUAUUAGAACAUAUUAA